AUGUCCAAGUCUCGGAGCUCGACAGUCCGCCAGCCGGCGUGUAGUAACGCGGAGGGGCCGUGUGGCAUGUGCCCCUCCUGUCUCUUCUCCAGCCCCAGACCGAGCCAGCCCACGCCGCUGCUGGACCUGUGGAAGAUUACGGACGAGUCCCGCCGGAGCUUCGUCGUGGGUCUGGUGGUGCGGUGCAGGAGCGUGCCGGUCCUGGAGAACAUCCAGAGCUCGCUGCGCCUCACCUCGUGGAACUUGCUCAACUACGCUCCGUCCAAGGGCAAGACGCUGCCGGAGCUUUACGCGCGGCUCAACCGCAAGACGCGGCCGUCGCUCCUGAUCCGGGAGAUAUGGGAGUGGUACGACGGCAGCCCGGAAUGGGUUCAGACGCGCUACCUUUGCCUGCUGCUGCUGCGCUGCGACCCGGAGCUGCUGAGCAUGGCCAAGCAUCUCAUCGGCGUGGUGGUCACCAGGCUCCAGCGACAACUGGACGUCCCUCCCUCGAGGUCUUCAUUCGGACUCGGCAGACCCCGAGACUUCAUCGGCGGCCUUCCCGCCGAACUCUCAAAGAGGAUUCUGGGGCUGCUUGACGAGGCGACGCUGAAGCGCUGCAUGAAGGUGUGCAAGGACUGGAGGCACCUAGCAGGAGAGACCAUGGAGGAGAUGCGCUUCAGGAGGCUCUACCAGGAGCAGGUGGAGGCGAUGAUGAAGCGUUACAAAGGCGUUCAUAUGGUGAGUCCUUCAUACGCCAGGAUGGUGGACGUCGCGGUGCCGGCCAAGCGCCACGAGAGUGGGGAAGUGAAGUCGACAGACCUAUGGCCCUUUGAAGAAGCCUACGCCAACAUCAGAACCAGAACUGUGCGGAUGGAGGAGCGCAACAUUUACUGUGGCGCAUAUUUUACCUCUGUUCUGAUAGACGAUGAAGACCCUCAUCGCGUGGUGGACUACAAGGGCGGGCCCCUGCUGAGCACUGCGUCCAAGGAUCGCGCCGUGCGCCUACUGUACGUUGCGACGGCGGCCAAACACGUGGCACUGAUGAAGGGCCACGUGGGCAGCAUCCGCGUUGUCCUGCUCUGCCCCGAGCGCGACCUUGUCAUCACGGCCAGCUGCGACUCCAGCAUCAGGUGUUGGAGCGUGAGGACGGACCAGUGUGUGUUGGUGCUAUAUGGUCACUCCAGCAUGAUCAACUGCCUCGACAUUCACGCCGAUAGACUGGUGUCCGGGGCCAAAGACUGCACCGCCAAAGUGUGGAGUCUGCAGACUGAAAAGCACCUGGAGGACUUUAACUUCAAGCACCGCAGUUCUGUGCGUUGCGUGAAGAUCAACGCCACUGCUGUGUUCAGUAGCUGCGACAGAGGAGUUGUCAAACUGUGGGACGCCGAGAAUGCUUCGCUGCUCAGGGUGAUCGACGCCCACGGCAGUGCUGUGCGAUGCAUGUUUGUGGACGAGUGGCACCUUCUGACAGCUGACACCAAUGGUCAGGUGAUGGCCUGGAGCAGCAGAUGCGAAACCAAAGGAUGCCUCAUGACCUUCAGUCAUCCAAAGGAGGUCAAGUCUCUGACGCUGGCUUACCUUCGAGUGGUCACCGGCUGCGUGGACGGAAAGAUCCGCAUCUUCAACUUCCUGACGGGAGACUGCCUAAGGACCAUCCUGGUGGAGGCGGAGACCACCGGUCGCAUGCUGUCGCUGCAUUUUUGCGAGAACAACAUUUUAGUCAACGCCACUUCCUGUGUGAAGCUCUACCAGUUUGCCAAAGUCUUCUGGGAUUAUGACGAACCGGCGGACAAGGCAAGCAACGGUGUGGACGGUGGUGAGGCAUCCAAACAGGAGCCUCCCUCCAACUCUGCCAGGGCGAGUCAUAUGGAACAAGUCGCACAGCAUUGGAAAAGCCUCCUUCACCCUUUGACGCCCGACGCCGGCCAGCGAACGCGCCGCAUGGACAAGCUCAGCAGCCCACACUCGGAGAAAAGCUUGCUUCACUGCCACCGCCGCAGGCCCUUGACAUCUCAACCCGCCCCCCCGCAGGCUCCCACUGACUCGUGUAUAUCCCAGCAUGCCUCGCCACCUCUCGACCUUCCACAACAGCCGCCUGGCGAGAUGAAGACGCAGAGGGCCGACAAACGGGUCAACAAAGUCGAUCCAGCGAUGCGGGAUAUUGGCCACACAAGUUUGCUCAUCGUUUACUCACUAACAUUUUACGCCAUCUGCGCCCGCCGCCGUCGUUCCCGCGCCCCGCCCGCCGCCUCGUGA
Messenger RNA from Phycodurus eques (leafy seadragon), 2238 nucleotides. RefSeq names its product F-box and WD repeat domain containing 10 (gene fbxw10). Gene Ontology annotation, molecular function: protein binding. The transcript is spliced from 14 exons. The coding region runs from base 1 to 2238 and encodes 745 amino acids. The record is from RefSeq and is a predicted model, not a curated record. NCBI's taxonomy places the organism in Eukaryota, Metazoa, Chordata, Actinopteri, Syngnathiformes, Syngnathidae.